This is a messenger RNA of Phaeoacremonium minimum UCRPA7, 1425 nucleotides long. RefSeq names its product putative alpha- -glucanase protein. Lineage: Eukaryota; Fungi; Ascomycota; Sordariomycetes; Togniniales; Togniniaceae. The coding region runs from base 1 to 1425 and encodes 474 amino acids. The transcript has 4 exons. The record is from RefSeq and is a predicted model, not a curated record. Gene Ontology annotation, molecular function: glucan endo-1,3-alpha-glucosidase activity.
AUGCAGUUUCGUUUCAUUGUCAAGGCAUGCCUCCUGGCGGCUUCUCUGACGCAGGCUGCGCCUGCCAGUACCGGGUCUCAAGAGGUGUCUAGCAGUGAACAUGAUGUCAGAGCAACAACAAGCAGGCUGGUGUUCUGCCAUUUUAUGAUUGGUAUCGUUGGCGAUAGAACCAGUGCCGCAGACUACGAUGCGGACAUGAAACGGGCAAAGUCUUUGGGUAUCGAUGCCUUUGCCCUUAAUAUUGGUGUCGAUCCAUACACAGACACGCAGCUUGGCUAUGCCUAUGAGUCUGCGGCCAACAAUGGAAUGAAUGUGUUCAUCUCCUUUGACUUCAACUGGUACCAUGCCUCUUCAGACGCGGCAGCAGUUGGCCAGAUGAUAGCCAAGUACGGGAAACUCGCUGCACAGCUCAAGGUAGACAAUAAAGUCUUCGCUUCGUCAUUUGCUGGUGACGGUCUUGAUGUUGCAGCCAUGAGGUCUGCCGCGGGUGUAGAUGUUUUCUGGGCUCCGAACUUCCACCCUGAGCAGACAUCUAGUCCCGCCAACAUCGACGGUGCUCUUAACUGGAUGGCCUGGGAUAACAAUGGUAACAACAAGGCUCCUACAGCUGGAGCCAACAUCACCGUCCAAGCCGGAGACGACAACUACAAGAAGUGGCUGGGUUCCAAGCCCCUGAUAGCACCAGUCUCUCCUUGGUUCAGCACACACUUCGGACCUGAGGUUUCCUACAGCAAAAACUGGGUCUUUCCAGGUGAUCUCCUGUGGUACCGCCGUUGGAAUGAGAUUCUGUCCACUGGCCCCCAGUUCCUUGAGAUCAUUACCUGGAAUGACUACGGUGAAUCGCACUACAUUGGACCUCUGUCAUCGAAGCAUUGGGACGACAACAGCUCGAAGUUCGUUAACGAUAUGCCACACGACGCCAACAAUGACAGCGGUAAUUACUUCAUGGGUAGACCAAACGGCUACGAAUCAAUGCAGGAUGCUGUCUUUAUCGUGUCGCUCCUCACCUCUGCCGGGACAGUCACCGUCACUUCGGGCAAGAACUCGCAGACCUUUAAUGCCCCAGCAGGAGCGGCUGCAUUCCAGGUGCCCAUGGCGGUAGGCAAGCAGACAUUCUCUCUCAGCCGCAACUCAAAGGUAGUCAUGAGCUCGACAUCUUUGAAGGACAUCUCAGAGAUCUGCAUAUGUGGCAUCUAUAACUUCAACGCAUAUGUUGGCACUGUGCCCGAUGGCUUCUCUGAUCCGCUUGGAACAGAUGCCAUCUUUGGGCACAGCGACUGGAGGCGGAUCAACGCCAACAACAACCGGAGCCGGUGGCAGUUCGCCCUCCACAACGACCUCAAAAGCAUCAGUCGGGGCCACAACGACCGCCGCGCCGUCAAGCACACUGAAGAGCACAACAUCCAAGGCCCCGACCCAGACUAG